Mya arenaria is the source of this 2404-nucleotide messenger RNA. RefSeq lists its product as uncharacterized. The transcript has 4 exons. The record is from RefSeq and is a predicted model, not a curated record. The coding region runs from base 81 to 548 and encodes 155 amino acids. Lineage: Eukaryota; Metazoa; Mollusca; Bivalvia; Myida; Myidae.
CUUGAAAGUAAUCAAGCUGGAACUGCGAUAUUUAGCAAAUAAAUAAGGAAGUUUCAAACUUUGUUGACAUUGCGUGUAAAAUGGCAGCCUUGAACAGCGUUUUUGUUCUCAUUCUAAGCACAGUCGGCUUAGUCCGGUCGUCCGAGUGGUGUGGGGAUUUUAGUUACUGCGAUGAAGGUUACUGCUGUGAAGACGGAACAUCUUGCUGCACUACCAAUUUAGGUGUCGGCGGUUAUGUCGGGGUAGGGUUUGGCAUCCUCGUCUUUUUCCUCAUUAUUGCUGCGAUUGUCCGAUGCUGCAGUUUGCGACACUACUUGCAGCCAUUGUACGUCCAACAAGCAUUACCCGGCACCAAUGUGACCGCGGUCAACACAGCAACAGCUAGAUACGGGGCGACUAUUUCCCAAGGCGCAUCAGGACAAACGAGAUACAUGUCCCCACCCCCUACAGGACAAGCGGGAUAUAUGCCUCAACACCAGACAAGACAGGCGAGAUUUGUGAACCCAAUGGCUGCAUCGGCAUCUUGCCCUCCGUCAUACUCGAAGUAAACAAUGCAUGCACUAUUAAGUCUCGUCCAGCCGACCAACAGCUGAACUGGAUGAAACAACCUUAAGAGUUUUUUAAAGUCGCCCUUUUGUGAAUGUUUACUAACUUGUCAAUAUUCGUCAUUGUGUUAUUUUGAGAUGUAGGACGAUUCGUGUGUAUAUUCAGUGAAAGAAAUGUUCUUUUAACUCUAUGUAAUACAUGUGCUUGUAGAUCCGGUUUUUAAUUUGAACUUAAAAAAAUGAAUAGUAAAAGUACUACAUUAAAUUUUAAAUCUUCGAAGUUGUGAGUUUAACAAAAGGACAAAAAGAGAGUGACAUAGCAAUGACUUUUUUCUUAAUUUUUCCCAUCAUCUGUCUACAUUGCAAAACAAAAUUCUUUGAUUAUGCUCAAACUUUGUAUAGCCGGCCAUUAAAAUGGUUUUAUUAUUUUUUUUAAAAAAAGUUGUUUUACCUUAACUAAACCCAAUUAGCUUUUCCAAAUGUUUCUAUUUCGGAAAUGUAUAUACAGGUGACUUGUUUGUUCAGAGUAAGAUUACGAAAAUAAAGUUUGCUACACGACUCGUAUAUAAUAGAAGACUUAAAAUUGUUGUCAUAUACACAUUUAUUGUUUUUAAUCUAACCAAAAUGAUAUACAACUUUCACUCUUAGCCAGGAACUGAUUAAAAUACAAGUGCAACCACAUUUAUAAGCUUACUGCUGUACAUUCGUAAUAUUUAAAUGUAAAGAUAAUUGUAAAUUAUAACCAUUCAAAUAUCAGCAAUAGUUUCAAUUUUACUUUUUUUGCAAAUAUGUACCUUUGACCAAAUGUCAUAUCACAUGUAACCACACAAAAGAACAAUUUAACUGAUAAAUAUCAGACAAGAAUAAUUUAGAGCUAUAUAAAACACAUGUAUAUCAAAUUCGUAAAGCAAUACAUUCCAUCAUAUCAGCACGAGACUUAAUAAGUUUUGUCAACAGUCAAGUGGCUUAUUGAUAUUUCACACAGUUAAGUUGUUUGUUUGUUUGUUUCAAUUAGACCAAAUAUGUUGUUUUUCCAACGUGAGAGAGCAGUAAAUUUCUGCAUGUGUAAGGAUUUGUACAGUAAAAGUAAAAUGAUGUAAAAUGCUUUUUGUUUAAUACUUGCAAACUGAAAGGAUAAAACGCUUGAGAUUCACUUUGUUUUUAUCUUUCUAGACCGUUCCCGUUAAAAAUAAACACACAAUUAUUAUAUCGGAGAAUGUAAUUGAAAUAAAACUUGUUUUACCGAAACUAGACAAAAUCACCUUUUCCAAAUCUUUCUAUUUCGAAAAUGUAUAUACAACUUAUUUGUUUAUAACCUACAUAAUUUCUAUAGGUUACUCAAGAACCUGCGAGAAUACUGUAGACCUCUUUUGCGAAUGGUUUAUUCGUAACUAGACAUUGCUUGCCUAUUUUUGUAAUAACUUUUAUAUAACCAAUUCUUGGUACGGAACACAGUUUAUGAAACCAUAUUACAAGAAAAUCUUCUGAUUUCUCAGAGUAAGAUGACGAUAAUAAAGUUUGCUACAAGACUCAUAUAUGAAAAAACACUUAAAAUGUUGUCAUAUACAUAUUUAUUGUUUGUAUACAAUCAAAAUGAUAAAACAACUUUCACUCUUAGCCAGAAACUAAUUAAAAUACAACUGCAACUAAAUAUAACGCUACUUAUCAAAUUGGUGGAGCAAAACAUUCCACCAUAUCAGCAAAAGAAUAAAUAAGUUUUGUCAACAGUCAAGUUGCUUAUGGACAUUUCACAAAGUUUAUUUGUUUGUUUGUUGCAAUAUUAUACCAAAAUAUGUUGAUUUUCUCAACGUUAGAGAGCACUAAAUUAGCUUCAUGUUUAAGGACUUGUACAGUUACAG